CGAUCAGUUGCGGACAAUGGGCGAUCGGUAGUUGUGAAGGUAAGAGGCCAAAAUKYUGAUGUAGACAAUCGUUGGAUUGUGMUAUACUCGCCAAUAUUGUCCAAAGUUUUUGAGACUCACAUCAAUGUGGAAUAUUGUAACUCUGUGAAGUCGAUAAAGUACAUAUGUAAAUAUGUUAACAAAGGUAGCGAUAURGCUGUUUUUGCUGUAACCAAUGCAAMUGAUGAAAUAUCACAAUACCAGAUGGGUCGCUAUCGUCGAAAACAAGGAACACCAGUUGAWGGACAUCCAAAUGUAUUUGCUUCAGACGCUCUGGGUCGCAUCUACACAGUACAUCCAAAUAACGAUGAAUGUUAUUAUUUGCGAUUGUUGUUSGAAAAUGUUCGUGGUCCGACAUCGCUUAAACAACUGAGAACAGUUAAURGACAGCUGUKUGCGACUUACYGUGAGGUAUGUCAACUAUUACAUUUACUUGAGAACGAUUCGCACUGGGAUGAUACGCUCAAGGAUUCCRUAAUAUCUUCAUCGCCGCAUCAAAUUCGUACAUUGUUUGCGAUUAUCAUAUCGACAUGUUUACCCUCUAAUCYAAAAGAUUUGUGGGUUAAGUAUAGAGAUAACAUGUCUGAGGAUGUUUUGCAUCUUGUGCRCCGUCAAACUUUGAAUCCUACACUACAAAUGACUGCAGAAAUUUACAAUGAGACAUUGAUCAUGAUAGAAGAUAUGUGUUUAUUGACGGCAAAUAAAGUAUUGUCGUGUUUGGGAAUGACAGCACCAAAUCCAUUGGCCGAGACAGUUCGUACAAAUGUUCCACAUUUAAAUCAACAACAAAGAAUUGCGUACAACACUUUGAUAGAAGCUGUGAACAGUGGAUCUGGUGGAAUUUAUUUCCUUGAUGYUCCCGGAGGAACCGGAAAAACGUUCUUAAUUUCAUUGCUUUUGGCGAGGAUUAAAUCGCGAAAUGAUGUUGCUCUAGCGUUGGCUUCAUCUGGAAUAGCUGCGACUCUGCUAGAAGGCGGGCGAACUGCAAAUUCUGCCUUGAAAUUACUAUUAAAYAUGCAAAUGACCGAAACACCAAUUUGCAACAUCGCCAAAAAUAGCGCAAUGGCCAAGAUCCYACAGGUGAUUUUCGUCAGACUCUUCCAGUUAUUCCCCGAUCAACUGUUGCUGAUGAACUAA
Polistes dominula (European paper wasp) is the source of this 1176-nucleotide messenger RNA. RefSeq lists its product as uncharacterized. NCBI's taxonomy places the organism in Eukaryota, Metazoa, Arthropoda, Insecta, Hymenoptera, Vespidae. Gene Ontology annotation, molecular function: DNA helicase activity. Gene Ontology annotation, biological process: telomere maintenance; DNA repair. The record is from RefSeq and is a predicted model, not a curated record.